GUACGAUAUCAUGAUGGAAUGCUGGAAGACUGACCCUUCACAGAGGCCAGACUUCGAAGGUUUACGGUCACUAAUGUACAACAUGAUCAAGGACGAAGAACAGGAAUAUGUCAACUUGGAGGGGCUGUUUUAUGAAAAUGUGCUACCAACCAGUCUUUCUGGGGAGUGAUCAGCAUAAAAAUUGAGCUAAAUCUAACGAAAGUAAUACAGACAUAGUUAUUGGGCGUAUGUUACUACUUUAACCGUUGGGAUAAGUUUAAACGAUUUACCGGAAAUAGUCUUCACCACUUCUCACUGAAUUUCAGAUGUAGUUCUAAGAAGUAUACCAGAGGCUGCAGACGGUAAUUUUAUACCCAAAAAUAUAUAUGUCCAUUCUGAAAAGGAAACGGCGUGAACAAAAAUGAUCAUGUUCUUAAAAUCAAUAAAGACUAAGUUGUAAACUGCUAGCUCUAAAAAUAAACUUGGCACACAACUCUUAA
This is a messenger RNA of Stylophora pistillata, 479 nucleotides long. Its product is annotated as fibroblast growth factor receptor 1. Gene Ontology annotation, biological process: multicellular organism development; protein phosphorylation; positive regulation of kinase activity. The record is from RefSeq and is a predicted model, not a curated record. Gene Ontology annotation, cellular component: plasma membrane; signaling receptor complex. Gene Ontology annotation, molecular function: ATP binding; transmembrane receptor protein tyrosine kinase activity. NCBI's taxonomy places the organism in Eukaryota, Metazoa, Cnidaria, Anthozoa, Scleractinia, Pocilloporidae.